Messenger RNA from Ceratosolen solmsi marchali, 1131 nucleotides. RefSeq names its product zinc finger HIT domain-containing protein 2. Lineage: Eukaryota; Metazoa; Arthropoda; Insecta; Hymenoptera; Agaonidae. The coding region runs from base 53 to 1090 and encodes 345 amino acids. The transcript is spliced from 4 exons. The record is from RefSeq and is a predicted model, not a curated record.
AAUAAAUCAAAGUAUUUAUGUUUGCCCAAAAUGUAGUGUAAAUUACUGUUCAAUGGAAUGUUAUAAAUCUACAGCUCAUUUAGACUGCUCAGAAAUGUUCUAUAAACAAUGCAUAGAAGAAGAAUUAAGAGCACAACAGUCUGAUCCUAAAAUAAGACUAAAGACAUUAAAUAUACUUCAAAAGAUGUAUGAUGAAGAAGUAGAAGAUGAUGUGUUAACAGAUAUUUUACAAGAUGAAAAUAACGAUGUGAUGGAACUUGAUUCUGAUGAUGACAAUAUUCAAUGUUUAGAGAAACGCUUAGAAAAUAUAAAUUUGGAUAAUGCUAAUGAAUUAUGGUCUGCUUUAACUGCAUAUGAAAAACAAGAAUUUGAAACAUUGAUUGCAAGUGGAGAAGCUUCAAAAUUAUUACCUUUGUGGAACCCAUGGUGGACUUUUUCUGUUUCAAAAAAACUUAUAGAAGAAAUAGAUAAUACCAAUAAUGAUCAAGAUUACAAAAAUAAUUGUCCACAAAUUUUAAAUUGUUCAGCGUUAAAAUCAAUAUCCAAGGUAUCUCCAUUAAUCAGAUUUAAUAUCAUUAAUACUAUAUAUGCUUAUGCAUUCAGUGUUUUGUACUUUAAUGGUGAACAUCAUUCUAGUUCUUUUGAUGCUGUUUAUAUUUUUUUGCAAAUUUGUGAUACUUUGCGCGUAAAUAGAAUAUUUAAAGAUUGCUCUAGUGCCAUUGAACAUGUUCUACUUGAAAUUGCAAAUAAUAAAAUCCUAUCUGGAGAUCAAGAAACUAUUUUAGAAACUAAAAAGGCAGGUGAUUUAAUUUUGAAUGGACCAGAAGAAAAAAAUAAAUCUUUUUAUGUAAUUACUGCACUAUCAGAUCUUCAUCAGCUAUUAUAUAAAGUCAAAACAAAAAUUUCUAAAAAACAACCAGAACCAAUUGAUCAUGAAUUUAAUAGUAAAUUUCAGUCAUCUACUGAUAUGAAAUCAAUAAAAAUAUCAAAAACAAAUAUUUCAUUAUUUAUGAAAAAAAUUGAAUUUUACAUAACUUGGUUGAAAUCACAAAGUGAAACAUAUGAUAUAACUGAAGGAGAUAAAAUAUAAUCAAAGUGAUAUGAACUUCGAACUAUUCACUCAUCACUACU